AUGGCACCACCCACACCAGUACUAAUACAAGAAGAUCUUCAAAGAGUAUAUAACUUGAAUCAAAAAUUAUCAGAUGCUAAAUGUUCAUUAAAAUCAAUAACACAAUAUGAAUGUACAUUUAAUGGAGGAUUAGUUAAUUGUUAUCCAUUCAAAAGAUUAUUUCAAGAUUGUUUAAUGAAGGAUGGUAAAAAGCAAAGAGUAGAGAUCACUACUAUGGAGACUAACGCUAAAGAGAAACAACAAAUUAAUGAAGCAAAGAAGUUCUUGAAUGCUGAAUCUCAGAUACGACAAUUGUAUGAAUUAGAACAAAGUGAAUAA
This is a messenger RNA of Hansenula ciferrii, 318 nucleotides long. It is a transcript of the gene SOM1, whose product is annotated as Som1p. Lineage: Eukaryota; Fungi; Ascomycota; Saccharomycetes; Phaffomycetales; Wickerhamomycetaceae. The coding region runs from base 1 to 318 and encodes 105 amino acids. The record is from RefSeq and is a predicted model, not a curated record. The transcript has a single exon. Gene Ontology annotation, cellular component: mitochondrial inner membrane peptidase complex.